GACGAUUCUUAAUGUGGAUUUGUCGAGCGACGACCAGAAACCUGAUCAAAAGACUAUGUCCAAGACGUUAUACCUAUAUGAGACAAUAUGUUACUGAACCUCAAGCAGAAAAGGAAACUAUUCGAGUUACUUUUGUGUUACAAGAUGGAACAAAAAAGGAAAUUGAAGCACCCAUUGGAAAACAUAUUCUACAGCUAGCUCACGAACACGACAUUGACUUGGAAGGUGCUUGUGAAGGCUCUCUGGCUUGUUCCACUUGCCAUGUUUAUUUGGACGAGAAAUCCUACAACAAGUUACCUGAACCUUCAGACGACGAAAACGAUAUGUUAGAUUUGGCCUUUGGACUGACAGAAUAUUCAAGGCUGGGUUGUCAGGUAGUUGCCAGUCCAGAAUUAGAUGGUAUGGUCAUCACUUUGCCUCCAGCUACUAGGAAUAUGAUGGUAGAUGCACAUGUCUCAAAACAUCAUUAAGGAGUUUGACAACAAUUUGGAGCAACUUGAGUGUAUAUAUAGCAAUAUAUAGUCCCUCCAACUUGAUGGUAUGAAGCAACUCUCCAUCAAAAUGAUACCUUGAGGAUGAUGAAAAGUUUUUCUUCGUUUUCUGCUAUUGAAUGAAUGAAUGAAUGAAUGAAUAUUCGCCAUUCUUCGAUUGACAAUUGCAUCUCAAUAAGUACAACUUGUCGUGCAUAGCCAUACAUAUA
Molecule: messenger RNA, 700 nt
Organism: Galdieria sulphuraria
Lineage: Eukaryota; Rhodophyta; Bangiophyceae; Galdieriales; Galdieriaceae
Product: adrenodoxin-like ferredoxin 1
Exons: 3
Coding region: 12-470 (152 amino acids)
Biological process (GO): P450-containing electron transport chain
Cellular component (GO): mitochondrion
Molecular function (GO): 2 iron, 2 sulfur cluster binding
Source: RefSeq, a predicted model, not a curated record